Molecule: messenger RNA, 4722 nt
Organism: Rhea pennata
Lineage: Eukaryota; Metazoa; Chordata; Aves; Rheiformes; Rheidae
Gene: CABLES2
Product: Cdk5 and Abl enzyme substrate 2
Exons: 10
Coding region: 1-1611 (536 amino acids)
Biological process (GO): regulation of cell cycle
Source: RefSeq, a predicted model, not a curated record
AUGGCCGCGGCCACGGCGUGCGGCUCGCCGCCCGGCCGGCCGCCCCGCGAGCAGCCGCCGCCGCCGCGGAAGCGCGGCGACUCCCGGCGGCGCCAGGCCGCCCUCUUCUUCCUCAACAACAUCUCCCUGGACGGGCGCCCGCCCUGCCUGGCCGCCGAGAAGCCGCCGCCGCCGCUGCCCCCCGCGGGCCCGGGCGACGGGGAGGAGGCGGCGGCGGAGCCGGCCGCAGCCCUCCCGCGCCUCCUGUCGCCGCCGCCGUCCUGCCAGCCGCCGCGGGCCCCCCACGCGCCGCCGCCGGCGCUGCUCCUGCCUGGCGCCCCCCUCGCCGCCGCCGCCGCGGGAACCAAGGGCGACGCGGAGCCGCCCCGCGGGGGCAUCUUCCUGCCGCAGCUGCUGCUGGGCGGCCAGCUCUGCCCGCCGCCGCCGCCCGCCCCGCCGGGGAUGCCGGCGGCCGCCAAGCCGGGCGCGCCGGGGCUGCUGAGCCCCGCGCCGAGCGCCGCGGGCGGCGGCUUGGCGCUGGAGGUGCAGCGGCAGAGAAGGCGUUUUAUCUCCCAGCGCUGCUCUCUAGACUUUUUAGAAGACAUAGUGGAAUAUGCCAGUGUACGAAGAACCAAGCACAUUUCUGGGUCUCCAAGACACAAAAGUUUGAAGAAGAUGCACUUCAUCAAGAACAUGAGGCAGUAUGACACGAAGAACAGCAGGAUAGUAUUAAUCUGUGCUAAACGAACACUGUGUGUGGCUUUUUCUAUCCUACCUUACGGGGAAAGUUUAAGGAUCAGUGAUCUGAAAAUGGAAGGACAGAAACAGCGACAUCCUUCUGGGGGGGUUUCAGUCUCCACUGAGAUGGUGCUUGGACUGGAAGGAGUAGAGCUGGGAGCUGAUGGCAAGGUUGUGUCCUAUGCAAAAUUCUUGUAUCCAACCAAUGCCCUAGUUGUCCGCAAAACUGACAGCCAUAGUGUUAUUCCUCCAUGUCGGGCUAGUGCUUCACGGAAUCUUCCUGGAUCAAGGUAUAAACCUGUGACAGCAAAAACAAUACCAGCAGGAACUGAGAUAGGAAAUGAAACAGGGGAAGCAGCAGAGUAUGAUCCAGAUCUUCUGGAUGAUCCUCAGUGGCCCUGUGGGAAACACAAGCGUGUUCUCAUCUUUGCCUCAUACAUGACAACAGUCAUAGAAUAUGUGAAACCCUCAGACCUUAAAAAAGAUAUGAAUGAAACCUUCAGAGAGAAGUUUCCUCACAUCAAGUUGACACUGAGCAAAAUUAGGAGCUUAAAAAGAGAGAUGCGGAGUCUGAGUGAAGAGUGCAAUUUGGAGCCAGUUACUGUGUCCAUGGCUUAUGUUUACUUUGAGAAGCUUGUUCUCCAAGGCAAACUCAACAAACAGAACCGCAAACUGUGUGCUGGUGCUUGUGUUCUGCUUGCAGCUAAGAUCAGCAGUGACCUCAGGAAACAUGAAGUCAAACACCUUAUAGAUAAACUAGAAGAGAGAUUCAGAUUCAACAGAAGAGAUCUCAUUGGUUUUGAAUUCACCGUGCUCGUAGCUUUGGAACUGGCUCUCUAUCUUCCUGAAAACCAAGUUUUACCUCAUUAUAGACGGCUCACACAACAAUCUUAACCAAAGCUACAUUCCAGUUGAUAGCCAGUGGCUCUGGGAUUAGCAUCACUGAACACUGCUGCUGAACUUUCCCCUGGCCUUUCUAUACCACAGUGUGCAUCCUGUCAUGGCUACAACUAGUUUUGAAGUCUGCAGCGUUUUUUAAACUGUCGAAGUGUGCAUUAUGGAUAUGUAUGCUGACUCUAAGAGAUGGUACAGAAAGAGUUGUUGAACUUUAUUUUAUUUCGGACAUUUAAAGCACAAAUAUUCAUCAGUUGGCUGUCAUGGCUGCUGCUUAUUCCUUAUUUAUCUCUUCAGUUUUACUAAAACUGUUCUUCCCUAUGGGGAAUUAUAUGAUGUUGUGGGUUUUUUGUUUUGUUUUGUUUGGGGUUUUUUGUUUGUUUCUUUAAGACCUUUAUUUGUUUCCUUGAAACUAAAGGAAGCCUCACUUCCAUUCCAGUCCAUCAUAAAGUUCAGAUCUUUCUAAGGAUCUUAUCACGCUUUGACAUUAAUGAAAUACAUACUUUAUUUUUUUAAAGAUGUGCCUAAAACUGGCUGGUCUGGAACCAGUAAUUUUUAAGUUAGUUAUGUUGUUUAGUGGGGAUUCCUGAAUUUGUAUAGCCAUUUAUUCUUUACCUGCAUUGGCCUUGCAUAUAGAGAAGACAAUUCCAGUAUAUCUUCACUAAUGAUACAUAGGGCAUCUAUACUAUAUUAUAGAUCUAUAAGUAGCAAGACUGAAAUUACUCUAUUUCAAAUUAGUUAACUAUUAAUACCUUAAGAAUAUACAUUUUAUCAUUUUAUUUUUAAAAAAAGUUUGAAAAUCUACCAUGAAAUAUCACGUGUUGAACUAGGUAGGUAUGGUAAAGUCAUUGCCAUUCUAAUUCACUCUUCAAUGAAAGAUGAGCACUUGACUAAGAGCAACUUGCUGUCAAAUAUAUCACUUAUGAUUUUGAUUUGCUUCAAUGUUCUGUAGUCUAUAAUAAGCACCUUUUUAAUAUUAUUCAUAUAUGAUUUGUGUGCUGUAAACACAAAUAUUUAAAUCAGUAGAGUUACCGCUGCCAAACGAAGCCUAUGAAACAAAGCAUGUUCUGUUAAAUUCUGGGUUUUUUUUUUAACUUUAUUUUUACUCCAUUCUUCCCAGCAUUGUAUUACUGUGAUGGUCUUCAUGAAACUGGCAUUUGUUGCACAUCUGAGCAACCACUUAACAGCUGAUGUCCAGCAGUGCUCUAAUGCUUAUACAGAGGUUAAAUAACUUUGACCAUUGACUAUUCCUUCAUCUAUUUUUAAAAUAUCCAGACUGGGGAUUAAUUUAGAUAUAAGUGGAACGUCUUGUGAUAUUGGCUCUUGGAUUUAUUUUCCUAAGCAAUAUUAUGAUACAAGUAACUGUCCAUUUGCAAGGAACAAAACUGAUGCUUGGCUAUUAUGGUAAGAAAUACGUAAUUUAAGUUUGACUCCUGAAUGAAAUACUAGACCUCGUACUGAGGUAAGGAUACCUGCUCUCAAAUAUGUAAAGUAAUGUAAAAUCCUGUUCCUUGUAUUCAGUGUAUGUUGUAGAUAAAAACAAAGCUGAAACUGAUCUUCAGCUGUGUUUUGCCUGAAGCUAAUUUAGCUUCAUUAGAAUUGCAGCAAACUUUAUUGGAGCCUCUUCCUCUGUAAGAAGGGCUCAAAACGUAUUUUUCAUAUAACUACAGAGAGUGUCAAACCUUUUGUAACUCUGUUCAGCUCUGUGUAUGUAACUUAAGGUAUUCGUGUAAAGUUUAAUAUACUUGUAACUUCUCUUUAACACAAAAGGACUUUCCAGUCUUCUAAAAUCAGAUGAUAGCUAGCCAGGUAGACAGUAAGCUUGCUAGUUAUCUUCCAAAAGGUUUAUGAGAUGGUUACUAGUUAAGCUUUCUACUGAAUGUAACUGUCAUUGCAUGCAAGAGAUACUCAGUAUUAAACAUCUAGCAUACAGGUAAGUCUUGAAAUUAGCAAACACUGGUGAACUCAACUAUAGUGGUCCACAACUUGCUAAACUAAUUGUGGAGGGGAGAGAGGGAAAAAUUGAGCAUACUAAUUGUGGAGGGGAGAGAGGGAAAAAUUGAGCAUAGAAAUUUCUCACAUAGUAUCUCCAGAAAUAGUAGAAUAUUUCAGUUAGUAUGAGUGUAGUCAGAGAACGUAAUUCUCCAGGAACUUUUAUUCCUGUUUAGUAUAUAAAGACUUUUCUCUAACAGUUAACUUUCUCACAGACUAGGAAAAAAAAACGAUUUCUUUUUGAACUCUUAGAGGUCUCUAUUCAGUGGAAGUUUGCCUGGUUACAGUGAGUAUUUGGGCUGGAGUUAACAGUUGCAGAAUGGAAGCUAUGGUUUCACAUCAAAAAAAUGGCAAGUUUUUCUUCUGAAAAGGGAAAAAAAAAACAGGGUAAAUAAUAUUACAUUACAAAAUGCUGAAUACUGAUUUAAAGAGAACUAAACAUUUGGUCCGGCACAUGCAGAGUUCUUGAGCUCAAAAGCUGUACAGAGUACAGGCCAAAAAUGACAACAGAGUGUUCACUGUGCUUACAUUUCUGGAUUAAAUAGAAGACAAUUCUCGAGUAACACUGUAGAACAUCAGUUUUGGACUGAUGCCAGCCAGACACUUAGUCUGCAACCUUUAAAUUGGUACCUCUUUUGUCAUCUGUGCAGAAAAAUCAUUCUGCAGAGAUGCAGUAACUUAGGUGUGUGUAUGUUUUUCCAUUUCUUGAGUGUAGCUUACAGCCCUGUUCAUUUAAGCCUGUGUGGUAAUAUGUAUCUCUUUACCUAAAAGCUGCCACCAUGUGGCAAAGUAGUAUUACUACAUUAUUGAUUAAUAACCUAAAAAGGGGACCCAAAAUAAGGUAGCUGCCAGCUUUACGUUUUCACAGUCGAACUCCUCUUGCUUUGAAGAGAAAUGUUGGUUUACAUUGAGGGGUGGUUUAACUCUGUGUACCGUGUAAAUAUGAUGCUGCUUUGACUCAGCACGGAGAACUCUCUUGAUAAGAGGCUGUACAUUUUUCUGUAAACAAUACUGUUGUGUCGUAGCCCAUUAAUUUAAAAGUGUAGCCUGUUACGUAUUUUUCACAUGAAUUAACUUGUGAGAUUUAAGAUGCUGUGAAAUAAAAACUGUUUUGAUACA